CCGAAACACAAGGACACUCUCUCCCUGUUUUCGCGGAGCAGGAUUGGUGGUGUCUGCCUCUCCACUGUACCAGCUAGGUGGCAGGACGGUGUCUUCUGUACAGGACAGUACUAGCUUCUAAUAGCGCUAGGUUCAAGGUAGGCAUCUGGUUCCAGGCCGAGAGGGGAAUAUCGUUAGCCGUCGCGUUCCCUUGCGUUGUUGGGAGUCGGAGGCCGUCUAGUCGUUGGAAAUAGUGAAGGAAGUAGAAAGCAAGGCUCAGGAGUGACUCCCAUCGACUUGGGGAGUAUCGGAUCCCCCGACAAAUCACGAAAGCGCCUACCGUCGACGAAGCAAGCGUCGAGGAAACUGUAUGCCCGACGAUGUCGUCGGGAGCCAUCGCGACGGACGCGUCGGCGAACGGCGCGGUGGCGUCGCCGCCCGCUCAGAGCGGCGGCGGGCACGACGAUGACGUACGCGUCGGUGAUCUCGCUGCACCAGCUCAACAUCGCCGUCAUCGCCGUGCUCGUGCUGCUCGUCCUCCUCGUCCUCGUCCUCUCCCUCGCUAAAGCCCGCUCCACGUGGCUGCACCGCCGCGCCGCCCUGCGUCAGCAGGCGGAAUCCGCGCAGAACCUUCGGCCGGUCGGGCAACGCGGUCUGCUGGUUGACCGCCGGCAAGGGAACGGCGUUCCCGAGGAGCUGAUUAAGCUGCUAGGGCAGGUGGUGGCGUACGAGGCUGCGAAGGUGGGCAGGGAGUGCGAGAGCGAGCGCGAGUGCAUCGUGUGCCUGGGGGAGUACAACGAGGGCGACAUGGUGCGCGUGCUGGACGCGUGCCACCACAUGUUCCAUCAGGACUGCAUCGACGCGUGGCUGAAGGCCCACAACUCGUGCCCCAUCUGCCGCACCGUGCUGCUGCCGUCCCGCGCCUCUCCCAACCCCGUGGGGUCGGAGGGCGGGCAGCACACGCACAGCCACCACCACCACAGCCACCACCACCACAGCCACCACCACCACCCCCACCACCACCACCACCACGACCCCGAACCCUCCCUAGACGAGGCACACCAUCGCCGGACCCAAUCUCGUCCAUCCCCAGACGGAUCACUUGUAUCCCUAGACCAAUCACAUUCGUCCCCUGACCAAGCCCAUGUCGCUCAAAGCCAGGUGCAUGAGAUGCAGCGCCAGAGCAGUCUGCAUGACAGCAUCACUGCUGCGUCACCUGCAGGCGCCGCUCAAGCUGCCAACAGUGCUGCGGGUGCUGAGGGAGCAGAAGCAAUCCAAGGGUAGCAAAAGGAACGAUUCUGUGGCUGUGCCCAUCCUAGAAGCAGCGGCUGGGGGCUGGAGUCGCAGCUGCUUCAAAGGACUUACCAGCGCAAGAGAGGACGGAAUGUAGAGAAGGUGGGCAUGUGGGUGUGGAGAUAGCUGAGGCACCAGGAGGCGUCUGCCGUUGUAUUGCUAAUGGAAACGAGGGCAGGCCCCAUGACGCUGGGGCCUGUGGGUGGAACGGCGUAGGAUCCACGCAUUUGCAUGUGGCAAUGGAAAUGUGAAGAGUGGUGUAGCCUUCGGUCUACAUGUAGGCAAGGCCGCUAGCAAUCAAGGCUAGCCCGUAAAAAGAAUGGUGUACAAUCUUGUUAAUAUCCAUGAAUCUGUACGCCUUUAAG
This is a messenger RNA of Closterium sp. NIES-67, 1637 nucleotides long. NCBI's taxonomy places the organism in Eukaryota, Viridiplantae, Streptophyta, Zygnematophyceae, Desmidiales, Closteriaceae. The record is from the annotation of a GenBank genome assembly.